Messenger RNA from Lactuca virosa, 457 nucleotides. The record is from the annotation of a GenBank genome assembly. NCBI's taxonomy places the organism in Eukaryota, Viridiplantae, Streptophyta, Magnoliopsida, Asterales, Asteraceae.
CCAUGUAAAGCAGCAAAGGUCGUCUGCGAAAAAGCAACACAGAGAGUGAAAGAGGGAGGGCAUAGCAAUUGGACAUUGCGAACAUAGCAAUUACCAAGAACGAAGAAAGAGAGAGAUGAACACAGACAUUACUGCAUCGGCUAAGUCGGAGUACCCAGUCAUAGAUCGGAAUCCCCCCUUCACCAAGACCGUCGCCAACUUCAACACCCUUGAUUACCUUCGACUCACCACCAUCUCCGGCAUCUCUGUCACCGUUGGAUACCUUUCUGGAAUCAAGCCAGGGAUCAGGGGCCCGUCGAUGGUGACCGGGGGUUUAAUCGGAGUUAUGGGUGGGUUCAUGUACGCGUACCAGAACUCCGCUGGACGUCUGAUGGGCUUCUUCCCCAACGAUGGCGAGGUCGCUCGUUACAAGAAGGGUUGUUUGGAUGUGCGAUUUGAAGUGAUUAUGUGUUAUUGA